UUGCCUUUACCAGCGUUCCUGGGAGCCUGAAUGUUUACAGGCACAAAGGCCUGCAUUCCGCUGAAGUAAAACCUGAAGUCUUCGCAUUUUCUGGAUUCAAGAACAAGGCAGGAGGCAACAUGAGGCUAUGGCUAAGAGAACUGGUCCUCCAGGCACUGAGAAAUGCCCGGGGUAUCUGUGGGUCUCAUGGGCAGCCACCACCUCUUCCUGUCCCUCAGAAGAUUGUGGCCACCUGGGAAGCCAUCAGCCUGGGCAGGCAGCCAGUGCCUGAGUAUUUCAACUUUGCCCAUGAUGUGCUGGAUGUGUGGAGUCAGCUGGAAAAGGCUGGGCACCGGCCCCCAAUCCCUGCCUUCUGGUGGGUUGAUGGUACAGGAGCAGAGGUCAAGUGGAGCUUUGAAGAGCUGGGAGAGCAAUCUAGGAAGGCGGCUAAUGUGCUGGAGGGUGCCUGUGGCCUGCAGCCUGGAGACAGAAUGAUGCUGGUGCUCCCGCGGCUCCCGGAGUGGUGGCUGGUCAGUGUGGCUUGUAUGCGGACAGGGGCCGUCAUGAUUCCUGGCAUCUCUCAGCUGACAGAAAAAGACCUCAAAUUUCGGCUGCAGGCAUCCAGAGCCACGGCCAUUAUCACCAGUGACUCCUUGGCUCCACGGGUGGAUGCCAUUAGCGCCGACUGCCCUUUCCUUCAGACCAAGCUGCUUGUGUCAGACAGCUAUCGGCCAGGCUGGAUGAACUUCAGGGAACUCCUCUGGGAGGCAUCCACAGAACACAACUGUGCAAGGACCAGGAGUCAAGACCCAGUGGCCAUCUACUUCACAAGUGGCACGACUGGGACCCCCAAGAUGGUCGAGCAUACCCAGGCCAGCUACGGACUGGGUUUUGUGGCCAGUGGGAGGAGGUGGGUGGCCUUGACCAAAUCAGACAUCUUCUGGAACACAACUGACACUGGCUGGGUGAAGGCAGCCUGGACUCUCUUCUCUGCCUGGCCUAAUGGAUCUUGCAUUUUUGUGCAUGAGUUGCCCCGGGUUGAUGCCAAAUUUAUCCUAAAUACUCUGUCCAGGUUUCCAAUCACCACCCUCUGUUGUGUCCCCACCAUCUUCCGUCUGCUUGUGCAGGAGGAUCUAACCAGGUACCAGUUUCAGAGCUUGAGACACUGUGUAACUGGAGGGGAGGCCCUGACUCCUGAUGUGAGGGAAAAGUGGAAGAGCCAGACGGGCCUGGAGCUGCAUGAAGGUUACGGCCAGUCUGAAACCGUUCUAAUCUGUGCCAAUCCAAAAGGGAUGAAAAUCAAGUCAGGAUCCAUGGGGAAAGCGUCCCCACCGUAUGACGUGCAGGUUGUAGAUGAGGAAGGCAAUAUCUUACCUCCUGGAGAAGAAGGGAAUGUUGCUAUCCGUGUCAGACCCACCAGACCCUUCUGUUUCUUCACUUGCUAUUUGGACAAUCCUGAGAAGACAGCAGCAUCAGAACGAGGGGACUUCUACAUCACGGGGGACCGAGCCCACCUGGACAAGGAUGGCUACUUUUGGUUCAUGGGAAGAAAUGAUGACGUGAUCAAUUCUUCAAGCUACCGGAUCGGGCCUGUUGAAGUGGAGAGUGCACUUGCUGAGCACCCAGCUGUCCUGGAGUCUGCUGUGGUCAGCAGCCCGGACCCCAUCAGAGGGGAGGUGGUAAAGGCAUUUAUAGUUCUUUCUCCAGCCUAUUCCUCACAUGACCCAGAGAAACUAACCCAAGAACUCCAGGAGCAUGUGAAAAGGGUGACUGCACCAUACAAGUACCCCAGGAAGAUGGCCUUCGUUUCAGAACUUCCGAAGACGGUUUCUGGGAAGAUUCAAAGGAGUAAACUGAGACGCCAAGAGUGGGAAAAUGAGAAGCAACCCCAGAAAGGUCCCAUAAGUCACUGAAAUUUCCAAGAGGAACUGGUGGGAUUACUGGUUAAUCCCCACUUGGAGCAUCAUCCUUUUAGCCCUACUGAAAUCAAAGUAUUGCAGUCUCCAAAUGGGCAUCUUUAGCAUCAUUGGAUGACUCUGGAAGAAAGCAAAGAACAUCAUUAACCACCAGUUCAGAGCCGCUGCCCAAUCUAGCAACUGUUUGGUGGCUUGACUUCCUCAUCUGUCUGGAGGUAUUCUCAGUAGUUGCCCACUGGUUUCUUACUUCCUAAUAAGCUUUUAGCUAGCCCUCCAAAGGACAGGUCACCAGAGUGUUGGGGGCACUUGUGAUCUUACUGCCAGGGGCAGUGUAACCACUUGAUCCUUUUGAUAAAGCUAUUUGGUAAUCAUUUGCAGAACCACAAAUAUUAAUCAUACCUUUAGUUCAGAAACUCCAUCUUUGGAAAUCACUACAAAACAAAAUAUUCAAGAGAUAGUUACUAUAGAAUUGUUUAAAACAGUGACAAAUUGGGGGGGGGGGUGGAAUUAAUGCCUAAGUAAUAGGGCAAUGAUUAACUAAAUUGUGGUACAUUAACUCAAUAACAUGUUUUAUAGCUGGCCAUUAA
This is a messenger RNA of Budorcas taxicolor (takin), 2482 nucleotides long. RefSeq names its product acyl-CoA synthetase medium chain family member 5 (gene ACSM5). The record is from RefSeq and is a predicted model, not a curated record. NCBI's taxonomy places the organism in Eukaryota, Metazoa, Chordata, Mammalia, Artiodactyla, Bovidae. Gene Ontology annotation, cellular component: mitochondrial matrix. The coding region runs from base 120 to 1892 and encodes 590 amino acids. The transcript has 14 exons. Gene Ontology annotation, molecular function: fatty acid ligase activity; fatty-acyl-CoA synthase activity. Gene Ontology annotation, biological process: acyl-CoA metabolic process; fatty acid biosynthetic process.